Messenger RNA from Metschnikowia bicuspidata var. bicuspidata NRRL YB-4993, 2360 nucleotides. RefSeq lists its product as uncharacterized. Gene Ontology annotation, molecular function: metalloaminopeptidase activity. The record is from RefSeq and is a predicted model, not a curated record. Bases 143 to 2302 code for a protein of 719 amino acids. The transcript has a single exon. NCBI's taxonomy places the organism in Eukaryota, Fungi, Ascomycota, Pichiomycetes, Serinales, Metschnikowiaceae.
CCCGGCUCGUACGGCUCCACAUGAUUGCCAUACCAUAAAAACACCCCGCUGUUAGGCAGACUUUUUUUCCAGCGCUUUAAACUAAAUUUGGUCCUCUUUUUUUUCUAGGGCCGCCAGAAAAUUUCACGCUUUGUACUGAAACAUGGAGAAAUCUCCACUUCUUGACGAGCCGGUAGAGACCGGGCCAGAAACCAGCUGGCGAUCGCUUCUUUCCAGCACCAUAGCCAAACCGCUUCAAUGCAUAUCUUCCAUUUCGCUAGGGGAUGGAAGCACGCACUCUUCAUUUCAGUCUGGCCUAGACGCAGACUCGAGAAUCGAGGCCCUCAUUGCACUGGAGCAACCCCUGGACUCAGAGCCACUUCCACAAUUACCUUUUUCGGAUUGCACGGUGAAAAGCUCGCUCACGGUAGAGAAAAAGCUCUUGAAAAUCCGGCAGUUAAUGAAGGUCCACGGCGUGGCUGUAUACAUUGUGCCCAGCGAAGACGAGCACCAGUCAGAAGAGACAGCUUUGGCCGAUAAAAGACGCGAGUUUUUGUCUGGCUUCACGGGCUCUGCUGGGCUUUGUGUCGUCACGCUUGAUAGCGACACGAACCUCGAGGGCGAGGCCGCCUUGUCCACCGAUGGCCGGUACUUUUUACAGGCAGAAAAGCAGCUCGACUCGCGCUUCUGGCGCUUGCUCAAACAGGGCGUGAGAGGGCACCCCUCCUGGCAGGAAUUUGCGUUGUCAAAGGCCGCCGCAAGCAAGUUUUCCUCUGUUAUCUCAUGUGACCCCAAGCUCUUGAGCUUCGAAAUGGGCGAGUACCUCAUGCUGGCUCUGGCUGAGAGGGGCGUCAAGUUCAAGCCCAUUCUAGACUUGAAUUUUGUCGACGCGGUGUGGGGCACGGACAAGCCGGCCCGGUCUUUGGAGCCCGUCUAUCUGUUGCCCCUUGAAUAUUCGGGUGAAGAAAGCACCAGGAAAAUAGCUAGGAUCCGCAACCAGAUGCACGGUCUUGGCGCCUCUCACUUGGUGAUCUCUGCUUUGGACGACAUUGGCUGGUUGCUCAACUUGAGGGCGGACGAGGACAUUCCGUUCUCUCCGUUUUUCUUCAGCUACUUGAUUUUGACCCACGACUACGUGUGGCUCUACGCCAAUGAAGUAAAGUUGGCCAAUGUAGAGCAACACUUAGCAGAGAUCAGUGGCCUAGUUGUCAAGAAGUAUAACUUCUUCUACCCGGACUUGACCACCUUAAGAGCCACCGUCAAACACCCAAACAUCAAGAUCAUCCUUCCUGACAAAGGUGCAUGCAACUACGCUUUGCUCGACUCGAUCCCCAACUCUCUGGCCAAGCGCUCAAUUAUACAUCUGUCCAUUGUGUCUGUCACAAAACUUUUCAAGAACCCCACUGAAUUGCACAAUGCUAAUGUAGCGCACUCGAGGGACUCGCUUGCAUUCAUUGUCUUUUCAGCAUGGUUGGAAAAUCAGCUAGUUCACAGGCGCAAGAAGGUGCUGGAGUACGAGGCAGCCCAGAAAAUCUACGCCAUUCGCUCUCAGUUUCCUAACUUCAAGGGCUUGUCGUACGAAACCAUCUCUUCCACGGGAGCCAACGCGGCCAUUAUCCACUAUGCCCCUACGAAGAAAGAAAACUCCGUCAUCGAUCCCAAAAAACCAUAUCUCUUGGACUCAGGAGCACAUUAUCUCGAGGGAACCACAGACAUCACGCGCACAUACAAAUUUGGUGACGCCGGGUUGACUGACGACUACAAAAAAUACUACACCUUGGUGUUGAAAGGCCAUUUGGCAGUUGCCAUGGCAAAAUUUCCUGCUGGCUCAAGAACAACCGGGACGGUGCUAGACGCGUACGCUAGGCAACCGCUUUGGAAUGAGGGCUUGGAUUUCAACCAUGGGACAGGGCACGGUGUGGGAAGUUUUGGAAAUGUGCAUGAGGGCCCAUUAUAUAUCCUGACAACUUCUGGAGGCGUGAGUACCGCUGAUUACUUUAAGAAGGGUGCAAUAGUAAGUGACGAGCCGGGGUUCUAUAUCGAUGGGGAAUGUGGGUUCCGUAUUGAAAGUGAGCUUGCAGUCAUCGAAUGCAGCCCAGCCUUUGGAAAGACACGCAGCGGGGGGAAAUAUCUUGGUUUUCAAUACUUAACCAAAGUCCCCUUUUGUUUGAAGCUCAUUGACAAGAGAUUCUUGACCCCAAUUGAAAUCAAGUGGAUCAAUGAUUUCAAUGCCAGCUUGAGAGAAGAGUUCGGCUCGAAAUUAUUGAAAAUGGGUGACAAGAGGGCUUAUGGAUGGUUGCUAAAAGAGACACACCCCAUAUAAAUCAGAGUAGAGUGUUUUGACUGUGUAUUAAUACAUGUGAAGAAUUGAAAAAAAUCGA